CCAGGAGGCUGGAGGAAGGAAGACAGGGAGGGGGGGGAGGCAGCGACACGCAUCAUCCGGAGAGGAGCGUUUUGUCAGGGAGGCUGGCCGACAAAUAGCACGGAACAGUAAGAAACUGAUCGAAAAUUCAAGGAAAACACUCAAUUAGAAGCCGGAGUAGGACUUUGCAGUUGGAUAUUUUCGCACAAUUAGCCUAUAGACUCUAUUUUUUGAAGGAUAUUGGUCCAGGGAAGAAAGUCAGUUCAUGAUUGUUCCAGAAGCGCAUGCAGAUCCAACACAACUGAUUGGGAAUCAGCCAAUUCCUGUUUUGUUAUGCAACUCAAAUUAAUUUUAUAGAAAGUGCCCUGGUAUUUGUUUUCUAGUGCUCUUUCUGUGGUGCUUUCGGGGGCAGCUGGGAUUACUGAGGCCGGUCGUUCAUUUCGGUGUGUGUGUGUGGGGGGGUAGGACCAUAGUGGACGCGUGAUAGUCGAGGUUGGACUCCACGGAGAGAAGAUGUCGGGUCAGACGCUGACGGACCGCAUCGCCGCGGCGCAGUACACCCUGACGGGAUCCGAGGUCUGCCGAGCUGUGUGUAAAUCCACCACACAUGAACAGACAGCUCCAAAGAAAAAGCACCUGGAAUACUUGAUCCAGGCCACCCAGGAGACCAAUGUGAACGUCCCCCAGAUGGCUGACACACUGAUGGAGAGGGCCGGCAACGCCAGCUGGGUGGUGGUUUUCAAAGCCCUGAUCACCACACACCACCUCAUGGUGCAUGGCAACGAGAGAUUCCUGCAGUUCCUGGCAUCUAGAAACACCUUGUUCAACCUCAGCAACUUCCUGGACAAAACUGGCUCCCACGGCUAUGACAUGUCCACGUUCAUCAGACGCUACAGCCGCUAUCUUAAUGAGAAGGCCUUCGCCUACAGACAGAUGGCUUUUGACUUUGUCCGAGUCAAGAAAGGAGCUGAGGGAGUGAUGAGGACCAUGACAGUAGAGAAGCUGUUGAAAGGAAUGCCCACCCUGCAGAGCCAGAUCGACGCACUGCUGGAUUUUGAAGUGCAUGCACCGGAACUGAACCAUGCAGUGAUAAAUGCCUGCUUUCUCCUGCUCUUUAAAGAUCUGAUCAAGUUAUAUGCCUGCUACAAUGACGGCAUCAUUAACCUGCUAGAAAAAUUUUUCCAGAUGAAGAGAAGCCAGUGUAAAGACGGGCUGGAGAUCUACAAAAGAUUCCUAACACGAAUGACUCGGGUUUCAGAAUUCUUCAAAAUUGCUGAGACAGUGGGAAUAGACAAAAAUGACAUACCUGAACUCACUCAGGCCCCAGAAAGUCUUCUGGAGUCCCUGGAGACCCACCUUAACACACUGGAGGGGAAGAAGCCAGAGGAUAAGUCGCCCACUAAGGAUGCUACAGCCAACAACAGCUCACCGGCUCCUGCUGCUCCACCGCCGAGGCACACGCAUGCGGCUGCUGCUGGCGGACCCCCUGCUCGCCCCGGGCCACCUGCCAAACCUCCUCCGCCUUCUAUCACCCCGACUGCACCAGCCCCUACCACCACUACCAGCAAUGCUCUUGAUGAUGGGUUCUUGUUGGAUCUGGACCCCAUGUCCUCAUCAGCAAAGGGUGCUACAGCGCUUUCCUCCACAACUGGAUGGGGAGAUCUCUUGGCUGAGGCAGCUCCGGCUGCCACUGAUGAAGCCUCUGAAGCUCUCCUAGGGGAGGGAGAGUCUUCUACCCCUGCUGCUGCUGAUGUAGCGGCUGCUGUUCCUGCAGCUCCUGCCCCCAAAGCCACUGCCGCUGCAGCUGCACCAGCGCCCGCCUCGCUGCCAGUUUCUGCUCCCGCUUCAGCCCCAGACAUGGACCUUUUCGGAGAUGCGUUUGCACCUUCUCCAGGAGACGGUCCUGCUGCCGUGGCCGCGGGCCCUGCUGCUGAUGCAUUUGGUGGAUCUGACCCCUUCGCUACGACGGAGGGUAGUGGGGACAUUGCUCCAGAGCUGGACCUGUUCGCUAUGAGGCCCUCCGACACGGGGGCCACCGCUGUCACCCCUCCCACCUCUAGUGAGGCACCGACCAUCGUCGCCCCCAUCGCUGCCCCCGCUGCCCCCAUCCCUUCCACCACCACCACUACCACCACAACCACCACCGACACCACCACCACAGAGUCUGCAGCCGCUCCGACUCUAGAUAUCUUUGGUGAUAUGUUUGAUUCUAUGCCUGAGCAAAGCCCUACCACAGAAUCCAAAGCUGCUACCACUCCUAGCGUAGACCUUUUUGGUGCAGACCUUCCUGCUGUUUCACGCGGGCCCUCACCUUUGCCCGAGCCUGCUCCGGCUGGAGACAUCGUGACCGACUCAUUUUCAGCUCCUGCUCCUGUUGAUGCUCCUGACGAUGCUCCCGAAGCAGAUUCCAGCCCAGAGGCCUCCUCUCCACCAAAAGCAGAACCAGCAGCUGUCAUUGACCUGCUGGACUCCUUCAGCAGUUCUGUGGAGGAGCCGCAGAUCUCUGCUCCUGGAGGGCCUGGAGACGACCUGCUGGGAGGCCUGAUGUCCCCCACCCUGGCUCCCACUGCUGCCCCAGCUUUAGCCCCAGCCUUGGCUCCAGCUCCAGCCUUGGCUCCGGUGCAAAACGACCUCCUCGAGUCAGGCUUUGAUGCUCUGGGCUGCCUCAGCACUCCAACACCACCUGUACCUGCUGUAGUACCAAUAAUACCAGCAGUACAAGAACCUGCAACCACCACACCGGCACCCUCUGGUGGAUUUGAUGCUUCAAUGUUCGAUGGAUUAGGCGACUUGCUGAUGCCCGCCAUAACGCCCCAGAGCACUGGGGGCAGCACUGCUGGAAGCACAGCAGGAAGCAUGGGAACUCCUGUCGCAACGGGAGGCAUUGUGGCCGCUCCUCCUGCCACCCCACCUCCUACCAAAACUGUCGGAGGAGACCUGGACUCAUCACUGGCCAACCUGAUUGGAGAUCUUGGAGUAAAGAAAAAGGACCCACAGAGUGAGAAGAAACUGACAGGAGGCGCCAACUGGAUGCCACAUGUAGCUCCCACAAGCUGGGCUACACCAGGAGCCCCCAUGGCUGGUGCCACACCUGGAGCCCCUGGGGCACCAGUAGCAGCCAUGGUGCCACCAAUGAGCGCACAGCCUGGCUUUGGCAUGCCCCCUGCAGGAGGGCCUGGAGCUCCAAUGAUGCAGCCCAUGAUGGGGCAGCCUAUGAUGGGACAGCCCAUGAUGAGACCUCCCUUCACUGGGGUGGCUGGAGCUGCACCCGGAGCCGCUGCACCCGGAGCACCGCUUCCUCCAGGACCUGCAAGCCAGAGCCCCAAGAAACCUAAGGAUCCUUUGGCAGAUCUCGACCUCAAAGACUUCUUAUAAUGCCCCAGCCGCUUUCUUCUCUGGACCAGGGCCCUCUCACCUUUUACCUGAUGUCUGUCAACAUCUCAGGAUGUUCAGCUACUCAACCUUAUAAGAGCCUCUUAUCUCCACCCUCCCAUCAACACCCCACCCCUCUCCUGUGUGAUGUCGUAGCACAAACUGUGAAAGUGAACCAUAGCGGAUUAUAUAUAUAUAUAUGAGAAAAAAACAAACAAGCGUGUGCUUAUGUAGAUGUACUAAUCUUUUGUCUAAACAAAAUCACUCAAAACCCUUACAAAAAAAGUCCACAAAAGUAUGUGAAAGAAAGUGAAGGCGUAUGUGUUUAGAUUUCUCUUUGUGUUGAGUUGAAUGAUGGAUGUGCUUUGGUGUCCUAAGCCCCGACCACCACCCCAUAUUUGUCCCGCCUCCUUAUAAAGGGGGAGGAGCUCUUCUUUGUCCCACUCUGAUUGGAUGAGAGUGGUAAACGAAGCCCCGGUAGAUUUUUGAAGAAACAUGUUGUGUGUUGUUUACAGAAAGGUCCUCGCUGAUGUACAUAGAUUUCUCUGGCGAGGAUUACGUCUCUAUUCUGUAUGUCUGUUGAAGAGAAAUAUAAAUGUGAAUCUGACAUGAAAUUGUAAGAAGUCGUGUGAGUAUCCUUCUAUUUCCCGUCAUCUUUUGAAAGUAUUUGGAAACAAAUAUGAAUACCGCUAUAUGAUUAAUAUACUGUAUAUUAAGAAAUAACUUCCAUGGGCUUCUGAAUCCUACCAGACCAGCAAGUGAUACUUUUUGUUGUUUGUUUGGUUUUUUACUUGUGGCUUAUUUUUCUAUGUUUCUUUAUUUGUCUUUUUGUCCAAUGUUCUUUAUAUGUUCUGUUUCUGUUAGAAUAAUCCUCCAGACCGGUGUCGAUAUUUGCUGGCAUUGCAAUUAAAGAACAUAUCUUACAACAGAGAAAAUGCUUUAGUUAUUCGUCAGAGGUAAACUCAUUAUAACUGCAGUUUUGACACUACCCAUGUGUAUAUGUCCGUUGCCUGUUCUUUCACUAUUACAAUGACCAGGUCAGUAUGAUUAUUUUUGUAUUUCGAGUGUAAGAUAUUCCAUUGCCAUACCGAACUUGAUGCUCAGACAGAUCAAAUACAUACAAUAGCAGCAAACCAGUAUUUUGAUCCAGCAGGAAGGACUUAACUGGCUUUGCUCACUUUGCACAAGUCAGGAACAUAUUAAAGGUACCCUGUCAAGUUCUAUUUACUCUAAUAUCCCUUUUCCUCCAUCAUUGAAUGGGUUCAGUUACGGUUUUGACCAAAAAUAAAUUGGAACUGGACCCCAAAUGUUGGUUCAAGAGGGCAAAGCGUAUUCUACAGGUUGGAAAGAGAAGAUGCAUAUAUGAGUCUCUGACAUCUUUUAUCACUAAUAGUUGGUCCAGAUGUGUAGGGAAAUAGGUGUCUCACUAAAUAAUGUUUAGGUGUAUGCUUGCUGCCUGCCUUUUGAACAAAUCAAAUCCACAUUGUUUACAAAUAAAACGGGCCUGAUCAUCAAAAGCGUUGUUUCAUUGCCCUUCUAGUGGUCAAAAACUUCACAGGGUACCUUUAAGUUCCGUGUGACUUACCUGUCUGUUGAAACCAGUGCUUUUGGACAAAGUGGUGAAAGUGACAGUGUGUAUGCCUGCACUGCUGCUUCAAAAAUAUAAUUACAGCAGAUUAAUAAUGGAGAGAAAAAAAACAACAAAUAAUCACAUUUGAUUGCUGUUUGAAUAUAACUUUUGUUCAAGUUGUUCAUAUGAUCAUUGCUGACCUUUGACCCAUUGUCAGUUAAACAGUACAUAUUGUUAGUGGUCACAUGAGAGCGAUGUGGACAGUAUGAAAAUCCACAUGGUGCCACUGUCCAUCUUGCCAUGAUCUUGUAUCCAAAAAAGCAUCUGUUACAAUGGAAUUAAUAUGUUGGUAUGCAUUUGGACAGCCGUGUAACUCCAGAGGCCCCAGUCCUGUGCUAUAACCAAGACUAAUGUAAAGCUUACUUUGUGUGUUGUCUUUUCGGUGGACUAAAGAAGCAACUGGGUGUGAGAAUCUGACAUGAUUCAGAUAAGUCAAAUGGAAGAUUAUUAACAUUUUUUCAUGACUGACUUAUAAAGUUGUAUUUUUGUUUAGUUGUAAAUUUAUUUUAUUUACAAUGGCCCACCCCAGUGCAUGUAAGCCCUUUGAGGUGCAAUAAAUUAAAUGACGGAUUGAACUACC
This is a messenger RNA of Centropristis striata (black sea bass), 5561 nucleotides long. RefSeq names its product synaptosome associated protein 91a (gene snap91a). Gene Ontology annotation, molecular function: 1-phosphatidylinositol binding; phosphatidylinositol-4,5-bisphosphate binding; SNARE binding. The transcript is spliced from 29 exons. Gene Ontology annotation, biological process: clathrin-dependent endocytosis; synaptic vesicle budding from presynaptic endocytic zone membrane; clathrin coat assembly. Gene Ontology annotation, cellular component: clathrin-coated vesicle; synaptic vesicle; extrinsic component of presynaptic endocytic zone membrane. Bases 493 to 3354 code for a protein of 953 amino acids. The record is from RefSeq and is a predicted model, not a curated record. NCBI's taxonomy places the organism in Eukaryota, Metazoa, Chordata, Actinopteri, Perciformes, Serranidae.